AUUCACUGGAUCUGUGUGUGGCUUGCCCAGACGAGGCGGCCAAACCUUAUACACUACCGUCUCCAACCAGCCUUGUGAACUAAGUGACCUUAUUAAUACCUUGAUCGUUAUGCCACAAAACAUCUUCUGCUUUUCAUAAGACGAAGAGUAAUCUGGCAAGUUGCUGAGACUGUGAUAUGCAUGAACGGAUAUGGAAUUACACGUAUACAUUGCCCAUACGGGCCAACAUCUUCAAGUCGACCCUGGAUCCUUCACCUCGUAAGUUUUCGGCAUCAUGUUAGUUCGAUCAUAGGAUGCUGAUCACCUUCAAGUUUGGACGAUUUCAAAAAAUGGGUAGCCAAAUAUACACCUAUUGCCGCCAGUGAUCACAUAUCUCUUACCGCGGCAGCCAAGGCGGUGCGAUUUCAAGCGCUUUCCUCAGAGGUACCGAUGAUGGCAUUGCUAAACUAUACAUCUACUAAUUUAAUCUAGCAAGAGAUAUUCGUAUACGAUAGGCGCAUCAUCCAGCAAUCCUCUAUUGCAUCCGCGAAGUCAUUGAUAUCCGAGAUUCCUCUACCACGCAAAUACACCGUCUCUCAAACCCCAGACUCGAUUACAAACGAGAAGAACCUACAAACAUGGAAAGACUUAUUCGCCGAGAGACGGGCAUGGGCUGUGAAGGUGGUGGAUGAUUGUGCUGCCAUGUCAGAUCAAGCGCAGCAAAGAUAUAUCGAAACAGAGGUGAUUACUCGGUGCGUGGAUACCGCCGUUUUGAACUUGGAGAAGCAUAUCAAGGCGCUGGAUCAAAAGAAUGCGGAGGUUCAAAACGACGUCGAAGAAAUGCAAAAGCUCAAUACCACCAACGGGGAUUGGGAAGCGUCCAUAUCUCGACUAAAGUCACUACCUGCGAGCGCAGAUGUGAUCAAAUUCAUCACAGGCCGGGAUUUGUCGAAAAUGCAACGCCCGAUCACCUUGGGGGAUCUGAUUGAUGCUGAGGAGGUUAAGAGAUCUGGAAAGCUGUUACGGAACAUCUCGACAAACCUCGAGCAAAAGAGUGUAGAGGUCGGACAAGAUGUAGACGAGGUCAUGCGAAGGAUUGAUCUUCUAAUCGAAAAGGUCGAGAAGAGUCCUGCACGAGCGGCUAUUCCGCAUGCCCAGGAGCCUAUUUCUUUGAUGGAGGAUAUUGAAGCUAUCUCUAAAAAGGUCAAUACCGACUGUGAAACUGUGCUGGGCUUUGCAAAUACCCCGAAAAAUAUUUCACAAGCUUCAAAGUCAGCCCUUCUUCACACUGAGAAGUUUUUACCGUCUUUAUCUAAAAGAGCACUGGAAAUGGAAGGGAUGGUACAGGCUGUUACUAAAUUGCGAAAUUCUACCGCAAUCUCGUCCCUAGAGUUCAUGUAUGACAUCGCUAGCCUGACAACAAUGCUUGCCGAAGUAAAUAGUCGAUUCGCCGCCUUGGAGUUAGAUGGUGAUGUGAUUGAUGCAUUGCAUAUGAUCUCCAUGCUAGACACAUUACCAGUCACGUAUGCUUCAUUCUUGGCUGAGGCAGUCAGGCGAAGCGAGUGGGAUGAGAAAGUCAAAUCAGAUUCUUCUACCUUGGCUAACGAAAUGGCGAAUUUCCAGGAGGAGGAAACCAGGCGGCGACGAAAGUGGCAGAAGAACAUAGGGGCUACCCUGUGGGAAGAGAAGCCCGAAAGGCAAGUCAUGGCUUUGGAAGUUAUCUUGCAUGGAGAGAAAGAUGAUUGGCCUCAAGCAUCUAGACGAGAUUUAGAAGAAAUUCUCGAAAUACUUAAAGCUGAUGAUCCUCAAUCUCCGAUUGUAGGCGAAAUCUCAAGAAUCAUUUCGGAUCUUAACAAUCCAACGCGGCAGCAAAGCAGGAGGGCAAACGCCUUUAAAGCAGGAAGUAUUCAUGAAUCUGCUCUUGGCAAAAGUGCUCUUCUGAUGCGUGGAGAUAAUGACGUGUUAAAAAGCCUGCAAGAUGAUAAAUUGAAGCUCGAGAACAAACUUAAAACUGCUGAAAGUCGGGUUCGAAGGCUCGAAGAUCUAUAUCAUCGGCAAACUCAAGUUAGCAGGACUUCAAGUGGUAAUGUAUUUCCAGUGCCCAAUAACCCUAGCCCGGAUGUUCACAAUGUGGCAAACCCCAUGGCAUCACCACGUCUCAAUGACGACUCCCGUCGUUCUUCAAUCUCAUCUCGGCGCUUUUCUGCAAACCGAGGAGAGGAAGAAAAGGUAUUCCAGCAGAAAUUGCUUUCCUUGGAGGCAGAAUUGAUAGCCGAACGUGAACGUGCUUCGGGUCUCGAGAAAGAAGUCUCUGCGAAGAACACCUCAAUGAGCGAGUUGAACUCUCAACUUGAAGAAGUAAAUUCUAUGAAACAAGACCUUUCGGAAAAUUUCAAGGCACAGCAACGUGAUUUCAUGGAAGAGCGCAAAUCUUUAGAAGUCGAAAUCAAGCGCCUCAAGGCGAGACUAGAAGAGCUGGAGGACGAGAUUGAUAGAUAUAUAGGCUCCAGAGAGAAUGAAAAGUGCGAUGUUGAUGAUCGUGUUCGUCUCUUACAAGAAGAGUUAGAAAAGUUACGCAAGGAUGCUGCUGCGGAGGCUCAGAAAGCUCAAGGUCAGGUUGACUUUUUGAGAAAUGAUGCGAAGCUACAGAGGGAGACCAAUGAGAGUUUGGAAAGGCAAAUGCAGAGUCUCAGAGAAGAAAAGAAGGAAUUGAUGUCCCGGACUAUUCAAGCAGAAUCACUCGCUCAGGAUCAACUCAAAGCUCUGCAAGAUAUCCAUUUGCAACUAUCGCCCAAGUUAAGGAUGCCACAAGAGUUCACCGCACUCUCAGGAUCAUUGACCAACAAAUCACUGAACCUAUUAUCCGACCUUGAGAAUACAAAGCGGGAUUACAACCUUGCGAAGUCACAACGAGAUGAUGCGGAGACGACAAUAUCGGAACUUAAAGACGAACUUACGAAAUAUAGAGAGAAAUUUGAUCGCGAAGAGAAGGCGUCUCAAUCCCUUCGCGAAGAAUUAGCUUCUGAAAAAGCUAAAUUUUCCGCUCUCGAGGCCGAGCUUGCUGAUGAACGCCUUCAACUAAGCUCUCUAAGAACCAGGAUGGCGGAUGGCGAGACGGGUUCCGAAGCUCUACGCAGUCGUCUGGAGGAAGAAGAACGAAAGGUCACAUCUUUGUCGGAAGAUCUCGCUGGACAGCUUUCCCGAAUUGGUAGUCUUGAGGAAGAAAUGAGAUCGCAUAAAGAGAGGAACCAAUUUGCACAAGAAAGGUUGGAGAGAUUGAACAACCGAUUCGAUUCACGUACUUCACGUGCGAAAGACCUCACACAACGAUUAUAUUCUCAGAACGAUAAACUCGUUCGGCUACUUGAGCGAUUGAGUUACUCAGUCACCAAGGAGAAUGGCUCCAUGAUCAUCCAAAAGUUGCCAAAGCCUGAUCGUAGCAUCCUCAAUGGGAAUGAUUCCUCAGAUGCGGGAAAUAAAAUCAGGCGAAGCAUGACAGGCUCUACAACCAUGAGGGCCAUGAUUGAUAGUGGAGAUCUCGACUUGUUAUAUUGGAUGCACAACGAUGACCCUGAAGCAGAAGCCGAAAAGUAUGAUGCUUAUAUCAAUUCUAUCGGCAGUUUCGAUGUGGAUAAUUUCUGUGAGGUCAUCGCAAAGAGAGUCAGGGAUAUAGAAUAUACAGCCAAGAAAUAUUCCAAAGAUGCUCGUUCUUAUAGGGAAAAGUCUCAUAGAGCUCAAAAGGAAGCUCAUGAGAAAAUUGCUUUCAAGAAUUUUAAAGAAGGCGAUCUAGCUCUGUUCUUACCAACUAGAAAUCAAUCUACCGGAGCAUGGGCUGCGUUCAACGUCGGUGCUCCUCAUUACUUUCUUCGAGAACAAGAUUCCCAUAAAUUGCGAUCCCGAGAUUGGUUACUAGCUCGAAUCCACAAGAUCGAAGACAGAGUUGUCGACCUCUCCAAGUCCAUGACCGAUGGUCGCUCUUUUGCAAGUACCGGCGGCGAUUCUUUCGAAGAUGAUAAUCCAUUUGAUCUUUCCGAUGGUCUCCGCUGGUAUCUCAUCGAUGCCGCGGAAGAAAAACCUGGUGCACCAUCUACCCCCGGUCUCGCCAAAAGCACAGUUGCCAGCGCAAACAUUGACGCCACCGCAACAAUUCGCCGCUCCAAAAAAUCAUCUACUACCGGUGCUGAAGGACUCAAUAAAACUCUUGCCAAAAGUCUCGAUAGUCGUCGAAGUAGUAGUAAUUCUAAAAAAGCCAUUCCGGCAGCCUCAUCACCCCUGAGAAAAACAGACUCUACGGCUUCGGUUAGUGGAUUGAGGAAUGCGGCGAAUGAUAAUGAUGUGAUGGGUACCGGUGCGGAUUCAAUACUCGUGAGGAAUGUAGAUGGCAUUGCUGAUGGAAAGGCCAAUAGCGAGGUUCGAAACCCUUUGGAUAAUCUUUUGGGUCCUUGAUCUUGACUUGUUUGCGUCUGUCUAUCUUGCGUUUUUGAAGACUUCUUGCUUGUAUGCCUGUGCAUAUUCUCGUCCUGUCUUCUAUCAAUAAUAUCUUAUGUUAUGUCAUGGUAUGCCAUGUUAUGUUAUGUCGCAUUAUGUCGCAUCAUCCUCUCUAAGCAAAAGCAAAACAUACGCUGAUAGUGCGAGUACUCUUAGAAUGUUCAUCAUGCUCAUAAUGGUCAUAAUAGUCAUCAUGUGCACAAUAGUCACAAUAAUCAUUCCUAUCCUGCAGCUUUGAGCACAGGCACGGGCACAGCUUCCGAAGAACAUACUCCGACAAUAGUCAAGCGCAUGAUAUGUACUGGGACUGCCGAAGAUGGAACAUCAUCUCCUCUAUCGCAGAGCUAUGCGAGGAGAUCGGUGGUUUGGGAUUCUUUGUGGUCGAUUGAUCUUAGUUUAGAGAGUGGCAAGGGGGGGAGACCGAGGGGGUUUUAGGUUUCUUUGAGUUUUUAAGUUGGGUUUUAGGGUUUCUGGGGUUUUUAGGGG
Sclerotinia trifoliorum is the source of this 4953-nucleotide messenger RNA. Lineage: Eukaryota; Fungi; Ascomycota; Leotiomycetes; Helotiales; Sclerotiniaceae. The record is from the annotation of a GenBank genome assembly.